AUGAAGAGUUAAAGUAUUUACAAAAAAUCAAACCCAAUUAGGUCCACUUGUAUCAAAUCAAUCGAAGCUAAUCAAGAGUUCUAUCUGGCUGUUAUUGAAUAACAAAUGUGUGUAAGUAUUUGUGCAUAUAAUGAAUAAACUGGAGAAGUCUUUGUUACUUAAUUUUUAGACUGUACUUCUUUUAAUAUCACUUCUUCUACUAUUCUAAGAUUUGCUCCUAAAAUCUUAAUCUCUAUUGAAAACAAUGAAAAAAGCAUGUUUUUUAAAUAAUUAGAAGAUGAAUUGAAUGAUACCUUGAUCUAUUUUCUACCUCCUAAUGUAUUACAAAUUAAAUUCGAACUAAAUUAGUUUAGUAAAUUUGUUAAAUAAUUAAAUUAACUAUAAUUAUGCUAUACAGCAUUGUCAUAUACAGUAAAUUAGCAUUUAAACAUUAUGAUUAACAAUUUACCUGUUCAAUUUUAUAACAUAAAGGAAGUCUUAGUGUUUAAUAUUUAAACUACUUUAAGUUUGGAUAUUUUAAAUUAAUUAUAUAAACUCUUCAAACCAAUUACUAAUGGAGGGAAAAGAUUACUCAAAGCAAAUCUACUUUAACCAUUUAGCACUUUACAAAUGAUACUCAUUAGAUAAUAGAAUGUGAAAGAGAUCUUAAGUAAAGAUGAUUCAAUCAUACAAACUUUAAAAUCACAUAUGAUCAAAUUCAAAUAAGUUGAUACUUUAGCUUGUCAAUUAUAAAGUAAAAGUAACAAAUUGUUAGAUCAAUUAUAAUAAAUAUUCAAAAUCUACAAUUUUUAAAAAGAUGUCAUUAAUUUUACACAUUAUUUAAAUGAUUAAAAAUUGAAUACUAUUAUGGAUAUAGAUAUCAAUGGCAUUCUAAUGAGUGAUGAGUUCUAGAGUAUUAAAUAAUAGAUAGAAUAAUAUAUUGAUGUCACAUUAUAAUUGAAUAAUAUUGAAGAGGACACUCUCUAUUUUAUUAUGUUAAAUGAAAAAUCAAAUAAUUUAAAAUAAAAUCGAUUAUAAUUUAUUCAACUAAGAUAGGAAAUAAAUAGUAUGUUCUAAAAAUUAUUGUCCUGCUUUUGUCUAAAUUUAAAAUGUAAGAAACUUAAGGCUAAUGAAAAUUCAAUUAAAUGUUUAAAAAGUGGAUACAUAUUUGAAUUAUCUGUGAAUGAAGCAAAUAGAAAUAAUAUCAAUGAAUUAGAUAUUAAAAGAAUAAUUGAAAAAGAGAAUGAUUCAAUCUCUUUCAUUGAUAAAAAUAAUAAAAAAUAUAGUAUUCUAACUGAAAAACUUAAAGAUUUGAACAUCAAAUUAAAUGAUUGCACUAUGAACAUACUAUCUGAAACCUAACUUUAAGUUAACAAUUUAUAUGAAUAGAUGUAGAAGUUUUGUUCUUGGAUAUUUUCACUUAAUUGUUUAAUCAGUUAAUUUGAUAUUGCACUUUCUAUAAGAGAUUACACUAUUCAAAAUGUAUCAAGUAAGUAAUAGAUGAUCUUUCCUUAAUUUGAUUUCAAUUAAUUUAUUAUUAAAGAUGCAUCUUACUUAUAUUCUGGUACAAAUACACAAGAUUUAUUCAAUAAAUUAACUGUUUCAUUUAAUUAAUUCAAUAUAAUUUAUGACUAUAAGGAGUGCCUAUCUGACUAAUUAAAACUAAUUGGAUAAUACAUUAUACUAUCUCAGAUUGGAUGUACAUUACCCUGUUCAUAAUUCAAACUAUAACUAUUAAGUAGUUUAUACACUCAUUUCCAAAAAUACACCAUUUAAAACUUAGCGGAAAGACAAUCUUCAUUUACUGCUGAAAUUUAAUCAUUAAACAAUCUUUUAGUAUCUGAAUUGUAAGAUUCAUUAAUUCUUUGUGAUUCUUUAGCCAUUUCAUCCUCACAUGAAUCUAAUGUGUCUUUUAGCAUUUCAUUUUUAGAGGCUAUUUUUAAAAAGACCCAUUUUGGUUUAUUUGGAACAUAGAAUUCAGAUAUCAUGCAAAUCAAUGAUCUAAUAUAAUGUAAAUGUAUGAUUUCUAAAAACAAUUAAAUUGAUUACAUAUAAUAAAAUGAAUUAGAAGUAAAUAAUUUAAUUAAUAUAGCAAAUCCUUGAUGAAGAAUUCAAUUUAGAUUAUAAGUUAAAAUUACUUAAUAAGUUACAAUAGACAUUUGAUUUCCCUUCAACUUUUUGUUUGAUAUUUGAAAGAAAUUUUAAUAGGCAAUAUGUUUGA
This is a messenger RNA of Paramecium sonneborni, 2200 nucleotides long. The record is from the annotation of a GenBank genome assembly. Lineage: Eukaryota; Ciliophora; Oligohymenophorea; Peniculida; Parameciidae.